AUGAGGAACUUGCUAAGUGCAGCUUACUCAAAAGAUGAAAUUAAAGCUGCUAUGUGGGAUAUAGAUGUUUACAAGUGCAUCUCAAAGGUGUUGUGUAAUAGAUUAAGGGUUGUCUUACCAGAGAUGAUAUCUCAGAACCAGGGAGCCUUUGUGCAUAAUAGGUUCAUUGCUCAUAACAUUAUGGUGUGUCAAGAUUUAGCACAAGAAUGGGAUUUUGUGGAAGAGAUGUUGGUUAGCUUAAAGUUUCCUACUCACUUCACACACUUGAUCAUGCAGUGUGUUAGGACUCCUAGAUUUUCCUUAUCUAUCAAUGGUGCUCUACAUGGAUUUUUUGAAGGAAAAAGGGGAUUUAGACAAGGUGAUCCUUUGUCUCCAUUACUGUUUGUUCUUUGCAUUGAAUAUCUGUCUAGAGUUCUGCUGAUGGUAGGGUAG
Messenger RNA from Spinacia oleracea (spinach), 432 nucleotides. RefSeq lists its product as uncharacterized. The coding region runs from base 1 to 432 and encodes 143 amino acids. The transcript has 3 exons. Lineage: Eukaryota; Viridiplantae; Streptophyta; Magnoliopsida; Caryophyllales; Amaranthaceae. The record is from RefSeq and is a predicted model, not a curated record.